AUGGACCGCACUCGAUUACUCACAUGGAAAUUCUCAUAUUUACGUGAUAUUUUCCAACCAAUCACAUCCACAAAUGACCCGAUUUUCUGGAAUCAUCACUCGUUUGUCGACUUAGUCUGGGAAAAUUGGAGGCUCCUUCGCCAGUCUCCAGCAGCACGCGAAACUCAAUAUCCACCAAAUAAUCCGUCAUGUAGCAGUGCAGCCACUACGGUGAUAACACAAUGCUACCGUUCUUCCCAAUGGUUAACAAAGAUGGAUUGUCAAAUGCAUAUACUGACAACCUCUACAUUUACGCUCGACGACCAACCUCCUCAGCAGCAAAUCCAUCAGGUUGCGGUUCAAGAUUCCUCUUCUGCGACUUAUCUCACGGUGCACCGCGAGCAAAUCGCGACCUUCUUCAACCCCUUGAGACGACCUUGGGCCAUCCGAGCACUAACCACCUACAGUGUCAACGUUGAGUGCUCGAAUCUUAACGAUUACUGCUGCGAAUGGGCGGCUCUAGGCCAUUGCACCAAUGCGAAGUAUGCGGCGUAUAUGCUCAAGAAUUGUUCCAAAGCUUGUGGACAAUGCGGCAGCACGACAGAUGAUUGUAGACCACCAACAAGUACUGCAGAGUGCUCGAAUUAUGACACGAAGUGCUGUGAAUGGGCGGCACAAGGCGAGUGCACCAAGAAACCGGGAUAUAUGCUCAAGAAGUGUCUUAAAGCUUGUGGACAAUGCGGUAGCAGGACAGAUGAUUGUAGACCACAAACAAGUACUACAGGUUGCUCGAAUAGUCUCAGCACGUGCUGUCUCUUAGCAUCUAAAGGCCAGUGCACUAAUGAUCAAGAGUUUAUGCUGGAGAUGUGUCCCGAAGCUUGUGGACAUUGCGGCACCACGACAAACAUUUGCAAACCACAACCACAACCACAACCACAACCACAACCACAACCACAACCAGGUUGCUCGGAUCGUCACAGUUCGUGCUGUUUCUGGGCAGAUAAUGGUCAGUGCACUAGGAAUCAACUGUAUAUGAUGCAGAAUUGUCUCGGAGCUUGUGGACAUUGCGGCACCACGACAAACAUUUGCAAACCACAACCACAACCACAACCACAACCACAACCACAACCACAACCACAACCAGGUUGCUCGGAUCGUCACAGUUCGUGCUGUUUCUGGGCAGAUAAUGGUCAGUGCACUAGGAAUCAACUGUAUAUGAUGCAGAAUUGUCUCGGAGCUUGUGGACAUUGCAGCACCACGACAAACAUUUGCAAACCACGACCACAACCACGACCACGACCACGACCACGACCACGACCACGACCACAACCACAACCAGGGUGCUGGAAUGCUCACAGUAUGUGCUGUUUUUGGGCAUCCAAUGGCCGAUGUUCCACGAGACCACAGUUUAUGCUGGUGACCUGUCGUCAAGCUUGUCAACAAUGCGGGUACACAAUGGGACUAGUUUGUAUACCACAAUCAGUCUGUGGACUCGUGUACUGCGGACUCCCGCGUCGUAUUUCCCGGAACAGACGUCGUGUAUCGGGAUUCAUUGAUGGACCGCUUGGUCUUCAACUACGGAGACAAUCGUCACCGCUCUCAUUGGCGCCAGGACCUUCAACGCAGUUAUGGUUGACUCGAGUACCUGUAACGAGUCGCUCCCUAUCGCUAAAGACAAAGGAACAUCUCACUAAACGGCACCGUCAACAACGAAGAGGACCACGGAGACCAUCUGGAAUGGCUGUGUUCGCCAGCUGA
Messenger RNA from Necator americanus (New World hookworm), 1737 nucleotides. RefSeq lists its product as uncharacterized. The record is from RefSeq and is a predicted model, not a curated record. The coding region runs from base 1 to 1737 and encodes 578 amino acids. Lineage: Eukaryota; Metazoa; Nematoda; Chromadorea; Rhabditida; Ancylostomatidae. Gene Ontology annotation, molecular function: oxidoreductase activity. The transcript has 14 exons.